CUUCUACCCAACCAGCCACAAUGCCGUUCACCGGUUCAGACAUUUGCAAGAUCAUCUUUGCGAUCUUCCUGCCGCCUGUUGGUGUCUUCUUGGAGAGAGGUUGUGGCGCCGACCUCCUCAUUAACAUUCUCCUGACAUGUCUGGGUUACAUCCCGGGUAUCAUCCACGCGCUAUACAUCAUACUCAAGUAUUAAGACGCAGAUGCUCGGCCUUCGUCAUGAGUGGUCAUGACAAAGAACUUUUGCUUCCACAUCGUCACGUCGUCUUACAUUCCUUAAAGUAGGCCUACACGGACCCCGUCUUUCCUGGUAAUGAAGUACUGUAAUACAUACCCUUCAUUGUCUGAUUUGACAUCUGUUGUCUGACCCGUCGUUGAGUCGUUCUCGAAGUAAACAUUUUGUCGGCUUCGGUCGAGUCUGAGUUCCUCGUAUUACCGGGGCAUAAAUGUAACGCGAUUUUCGCGCAGGGGACUUUGUCUCCUUCGAUUCCGUACCAUCUUCGUUAGCAUUCCCUUCUCCUGUC
This is a messenger RNA of Laetiporus sulphureus 93-53, 522 nucleotides long. Its product is annotated as UPF0057-domain-containing protein. The record is from RefSeq and is a predicted model, not a curated record. NCBI's taxonomy places the organism in Eukaryota, Fungi, Basidiomycota, Agaricomycetes, Polyporales, Laetiporaceae. The transcript is spliced from 5 exons. Gene Ontology annotation, cellular component: membrane. The coding region runs from base 21 to 194 and encodes 57 amino acids.